Molecule: messenger RNA, 4101 nt
Organism: Prunus avium (sweet cherry)
Lineage: Eukaryota; Viridiplantae; Streptophyta; Magnoliopsida; Rosales; Rosaceae
Source: RefSeq, a predicted model, not a curated record
AUGAAUAUUGCUGCUUGGAAUGUACGUGGUGCUGGUAAGAAUAGUUGUGCUCGCACUAUUAAGGAUCUAAAAAAAACUUUUGACAUCGACAUCCUGGCUGUUUUGGAACCUAGAAUAAGUGGGUCUAGGGCCCUAACUGUUGCUCAAAAUUUGGGUUUCUCUCACUUUCACAUUGUUGAUGCUAUUGGCUUCUCAGGAGGUGUUUGGUUACUGUGGAAUGGGAACUCUGUGUCUCUCCAAGUUGUUGCCCACUCCAGCCAAUCUAUUACUGCCUUAGUGACCUUGGGGAAUCAGUGGUGGCUCCUAACUGUGGUGUAUGCUAACCCUUGCCAGGGAAUUAGAGAAUCCUUGUGGAAUUAUUUUGAUGGCCUUGCUCGUGCCUCCCACCUGCCUUGGCUGGUCCUAGGUGACUUUAACGAUAUUGUAAGUGCAGAUGAAAAAUGUGGAGGCAACCUGGACCAGGGUGGUAGAAGCUUCAUUGAUUGGAUUGAUCGUAAUCAACUUGUGGAUUUGGGUUUCUCUGGUGCUAAGUUUACAUGGUGCAAUAAGAGGAAUGCUGAGGGUAUUAUUUGGAAAAGGCUUGAUAGGGGUCUGUGCAACAUUAAAUGGCGGCUUUUAUUCCCGGAGGCUCAUCUAUCUCACCUUCCUAGAGUGAACUCUGACCACUGCCCUGUUCUGGUCUCCUUAGAUUCCAACCACUAUCCUGAGAGAAAUUGUACCCCUUUCAGAUUCCAAGCAAUGUGGAUGUCUCACCCUGACUUCCCUGACUUUAUUCAUGCUCAUUGGAAUACUGGAGAUGGUAAUGCCAGUCAAAAAGCUGCUCGCCUUAAGUCCUCUCUUAUUUCCUGGAACCGCCAAGUCUUUGGUUGUCUUUUCCAGAAUAAAAGACGGCUCCUGGCUAGGCUUGCAGGUAUCCAAAGGAAGCUGUGUUUGAGGCAUAAUCCCCAUCUUUGUGACCUUGAAGAUGAAUUAACCAACAAUUAUAAUUUGCUUCUUGAACAAGAAGAGCUCUUCUGGCUACAUAAAUCAAGAAAUACAUGGCUUAAAGAAGGUGAUAAGAAUUCUCGGUUCUUUCACCUAUCCACAAUUAUCAGGAGGAGGAGAAAUAAAUUGGAAGGCCUUAACAAUGAUGCUGGGGCUUGGACCACAGACAAAACUGGCAUGAAGCAAAUUGUUAUUGAUUACUUUCAAGGUAUUUUUUGCACUUCUGACCCAAUUGGUGAUUAUUCCUUACUCCCGCACUUAUUUCCUCAGCUUGAGGAGGCUGACCUUGCAGGGUUGAAUUGUGCUGUGUCUAAUGAAGAGAUUAAAGAGAGCCUUUUCAACAUUGGUGGUUUAAAGACCCCUGGUCCAGAUGGAUUCCCUGCUAUUUUUUAUCAGAAAUUUUGGGAGGUUUGCUCUAAUGAUAUCAUCUCGUUUACCAAUGAGUGCUUCCAAACUGCCACCCUUCCUGAUCACAUCAAUGAAACCCUUAUUGCCUUGGUCCCUAAAGUGGAGAGACCUGUCUCCAUGACUCAACUUAGGCCUAUCAGCCUCUGCAACACGCUCUAUAAAGUGGUCUCUAAAAUCCUUGUGGCUAGGCUUCGCCCUUGUAUGACUAAGCUUGUUAGUCCGAAUCAAGUAAGCUUCGUCCCUGGACGGCAGAUUACAGAUAACAUUGUUAUUGCUCAAGAGGUGCUGCAUAAAUUCAAAACUGCUAAAGGUAAAAAAGGAUUUAUUGCUUGGAAAAUUGAUCUUUCUAAAGCUUAUGAUCGGCUGCACUGGCACUUUAUUCGGGAGGUGUUGUGGGAGGUGGGAAUUAGAGGGAGAAUCCUGGAAUUAUUAAUGCAGUGUUUUUCUACUGUUCAAUACAAGGCCAUUCUCAAUGGUGAGUUAACUGCUGCUUUCUCUCCUCAUUGCGGUAUAAGGCAAGGGGAUCCUCUCUCCCCCUACAUAUUUGUUCUCUGCAUGGAAAAACUCUCUCACCUCAUUCAGCAAAAAAUUCAUGAUAGGACCUGGAAACCGAUUCAAAUUUGUCAUGGAGGUCCAAAGAUUUCUCACCUCUUUUUUGCAGAUGACCUUAUCCUUUUUGGGGAAGCAUCCAUCCAUCAAGCUCACUUGAUGAAACUUUGCUUGGAGGAUUUCUGUCAACUCUCUAGCCAAAAAGUUAGCUUUGAUAAAUCUAGAAUAUGUGUCUCCCCAAACAUCUGCUCCGACUUGGCCAACUCUAUUGCUGCUAUAAGUGGCUCCCCCUACAGCUCUAACCUUGGAAAGUACCUUGGUGUCCCUCUUAUUCACACUAGGGUGGACAAAACAACUUAUCAAGAGGUCAUUGCUAAAGUUCAAAAAAGGUUAGCUUCGUGGAAACACCACACCCUCUCUAUGGCUGGUAGAAUAACUCUUCUACAAUCUGUGACUGCUGCUAUCCCGCUGUAUACCAUGCAAACUGUCAAAUUGCCCGUUUCUGUCUGUGAUAGGCUUGAUCAGUUGAACAGAAACUUUCUUUGGGGGCACACUGCGGAUAAAGCCACAAUUCAUUUAGUGAAUUGGGAAACUUCCUGCAAACCCAAGACAGCUGGUGGUUUGGGUAUUAAGAAAAUGGCUUGGAUGAACCAAGCUCUCUUGGCAAAAUCCGGUUGGAGACUCCUUCAACAUGAGCAAGGGCUAUGGGCUGAGGUCUUUAAAGCUAAAUAUCUAAAGCAGCGUGACAUCUUAACUGCUACGGCUUCUAACUUCCAGUGUUGUUCUAGUGCUUGGAGGGGAGUCUUAUAUGGUAUUUCAACUCUUUCUAAAGGCCUCAAGUGGAGAGUAGGUUCUGGGGAAAAUGUGAGAUUCUGGACAGAUAAUUGGCUAAGUUGUGGCCCCCUCCAACAGCAUGCCCUCUUUGAUCUAGCUGAAGAUAUGCUCCAGUUGAAUGUAAGUGAUUUUCUUGAUAAUGGUACCUGGGAGCUUAAUUGCUUGAGGGAAUGUCUCCCUGAUAAUAUUAUCCAGAUUAUUCUAAGCACCCAUGCUGGCUUCCCUGGUAGUGGAGUUGACAAAAAUAUUUGGAGGCUCACCCCUAAUGGUGACUUUUCUGUUAAAUCUGCCUACAAUACUUUCUCUCUUGAUGAUCCCACACUUAAGUGGGCUUGGGAGUUUAUUUGGCAGCUGCACCUCCCUCCCAAGACUAAAACCUUCCUCUGGCUUUUUUGCCACAAGAAGUUACUUACAAAUGUUCAAAGACAGAAAAGGGGCCUCACUCAAAUCAUGAACUGUCCUAGAUGUGCUGCCCCUAUGGAAACAAUUGAGCACCUGUCCAAAGACUGUCCUAGCUCUAUUGCUACUUGGAUUGGCAUUGGCAUUGAUGUUGGGGAUCUUGGCUCCCUUGACUUUGAUGAUUGGAUCCUGCUGAAUCUGAAGAAUAAAAGGAAGGUUUUUCAUGGUCUACCUUGGCAUCUGAUUUUUACGUUAACCCUUUGGUUUAUUUGGAAAUGGAGAUGCAAAGGUGUUUUUGACCAAAACUUUACUUUGCAUGCUGAACCAAGGCAAAUUAUCCUUCAGUAUGCUAAUGAAUGGUACGCUGCCAACAAACCUUUUUUUGGUACCUCUAUUCAUGCUUUGACCCAGCUGUCUUGGAAUAGUCCCAAUCCUGGAAGCUGUAAGAUCAACUCUGACGGUAGUCGGAAUAACACUACGGGUCAUAUUGGCGCUGCUGGUGUUUUAAGAGACACAAAUGGUGGUUGGCUUAAGGGCUAUUCUGUGAACCUGGGUAUUGGCUCUGUCCUUGAGGCUGAGUUGUGGGGUAUCUUCUGGGGACUCUCCCUAGCUUGGGACUCUGGGUUCCGGACUGUGGAAGUAGAAAGUGACUCCAAGGUUGCUGUGACUCUUAUCAACACCCUCACUUCUUCUACCCACCCCUUUUUCAGCAUCAUUAAUUGCUGCAAACUAAAAAUGGGUGCUGAUUGGAAUUGCUCAGUUAGACACAUUUUUCGUGAACAGAACUGUGUUGCUGAUGCUUUGGCUGCUAAAAGUUUUGAUUUUAACCCAGGUCUGCAUAUCUUUGAUGAGGCUCCUGCUUACAUUACUGACUUCCUGGCUGCUGAUACAAGGGGAGACCCCAGGUCUCGUCUUAUCUUUCUUUAG